Chlamydomonas reinhardtii is the source of this 2882-nucleotide messenger RNA. RefSeq lists its product as uncharacterized. Lineage: Eukaryota; Viridiplantae; Chlorophyta; Chlorophyceae; Chlamydomonadales; Chlamydomonadaceae. The transcript has 9 exons. The coding region runs from base 552 to 1844 and encodes 430 amino acids. The record is from RefSeq and is a predicted model, not a curated record.
GAUCAGUGGCCGCUCUCGAGCCUUUGACACACAUUACAACAAGCGACGACUCUGUUCGAGUGAUCUUGCUCGAUGACCUGCUGGAGUUUCUGCCUCGUUUUAUACAUGCGUGCAUUAGGGCGAGGCGGUCUUUGCUCAAUUGACAAACUACGAACGCAUCUGUCGCCGAGCCUUGGCGGUCUGCUGAACUCGAUUUCAAUGACGGCAACCCAAGCCUUUGAAAUCUCGGGCAGGUGUUGCGGGAGGAAUCUAGCACUGUUGCGCGCAAUGGGCACGCACGCACUCUGCGCCCGCCGUACGCCCAAUGGCGCGAAUAAAGGGCUGCACCCAGCGCACAUGUAUGCUCACAGUGUAUAAAUUUUGGGCGUUGCACGCUGCUGCUUUGUUGCGCGUAGCGGACCGUCCAGCAGUCUUCUCACUUCCUUAGUAGCGCACGCUCUACAAAGGACCUGGAUUUGUUCAAGCCCGUUGUGCUGACAACAGCUGCUGGCCUCCUGCAGCAGGAAAGCCUAGUAGGCGAACGGCGCGCCGCGUCAAGCGUCUCGUCCAGAAUGCGAGCUACUGUCGCCCUCAUCCUAAGCAUAAUAUGCUGCAGCGCGCUCGCCCCUAGUGCGCUGGCCGCCCGCCGGUCGCUGCUCGGCUCAGACAGCAACAGCAAGACCGCCACCACCGCGACGUACCUGUACGUGUGGGCGGGGCCCAAGGAUGCAAGCCUGGGCGGCAAGGAUUCCGUCUUCGUCAUCUCGCUUGCCGACGGCGAGUAUGGCAAGAUCGUGAGCGUCGUGCCCACUCCCUACUCAACGCUGGAGCCGCACCACUGCCGCAUCAGCAGCACUCGGACACACCUUGCGUGUGCGGGGCUCUUCUCGGCCCUGACCGGCACCCCCAGCGUGUUGUUCUUCGAGCUGUCGGACCCCCGCACCCCCAAGCUCGUGGACCCCGCGAAGGUGGACCAGCCAAAGCACUCCGCCUUUGCGGACGAGUUCGUGGCGAUCGCUGACGGCGGCUUCCUUCUGUCCAUGAUGGGAUCCUCCACGGGCGGCUCGCCGGGUCGUGUGGCGCACUACAGCAAGGACUUCAAGCUGAUUGGGGAGUAUCCCGACCCGGCCAAGUUCCCAGACAUCCCUGGUUUCAACCCGCACGGCCUGGGCGUGAGCUGGGUGCACAAGACCAUGGUGACAGUUGACUAUGUGGUUCCGGCCUCGACCCUGGUGGGCAACCCCCUUACCAUGUGGAGCACUGUGCGGCUGUGGAACAUCAGCGACUGGACCAUCACCGAGACAAUCGACGCCUCGGCCCAGGGAGUCAAGGGGCCCAUGGACGCGGUCGCCAUCGCCGAGACCGGCGCGUUUUACUUCGAGGGCGGCAACGGCUACAUCUACUACCUGGACGGCAAGGGCCCCAAGCCUCAUGUGCCGGUGGUGGCCUGGGACACGUACGCCGGCAGUGCCAACCGGGCCUCGGCGGGUUGCAUCAUGCACCCAUUCCGCAACGGCACACGGCUGCUGGCGGCGCCCUUUGUGCGCGACCAGGUCCAGCUGCUGGACACGACCAACCCCAAGAAGCCCAAACUCCUGGACACCUUCCAGCUGCCCAAGGGCGCGGGGGCUCACGUUGUGCGACUGAGUGCCGACGAGCUGAUUGGCGCGGUGGCCACCUACUUCCUGGACCAGGGGGCCAUUGGGCAGGUGCAUGCGGCGGGAGACAUGACGGUUCGGCUGUUCCGUCUGAACGACCGGGCCACCAAGUUCAUCCUCCGGCAGCCGGCCAAGUCGCUGAUCGACUUCAAGACGGUGGCGAAGAAGCAGGGCAUUUUCCGGCCGCACGGCCUCGCCAUUUACUAAGGCAGCUCCCGGACGGAUCCAAGGACGAAGACGUGAUAGUGGCGAAUGGCACAGCACCGCUGCGUACCGUACAGAAGAAUGUAGAGUGCAGAGUACUGACAAGGCACAGCGCAUGUUGCGCACGUGUCAGCAGUGCUGGUGAUCACAAGGUGGGGGUAUAAAUAAUGCUGUACGGUACAGGCGGUUUGGUUUCAUGUGUCUGAGCCAUACCGUACACCCCAGCUCCAGGGUACCGCGGGUUGCUUGAUCUAGCUAGUGAGAGGGGUUUUCGUCGACACGGGCAGUUCGGGAUUCCCCCAUGCCUCCUUCCCUAUUGCCCUAUUGUGGAUGCGGGAUUGCAACGACGGGACAGUCCUUCUUAUCAUGAUGUGAAGAUCAGGAGAUUGGUGGCGUGGGCUCGGCCCACAUUUGCUUUUAGGGUCAUGAUGCCGCAAUCCAUUCCAUACGCCUUAACCCGCAUCCCAGCAUUACUGGUUAUUGACGGCGCUGUCGUUGUCCUGAGCUCGUGAGGACGAGUGCACUCGUAUUGCCUCGAUAUAAUUGGGUAUUGUUAGCCUGAUGGAUUGCAUGUCGACAAGUGCGUGCUGGCCCAGGCACUGCGUGGAAUAAGUGUUCACAUGCCGGGUGGUGCAUAGCCAGCAUAGCAUGUCAGGCUGGUAGAUGACUUUGCGCAGGGCCCCUUGCUCGUGGCUUCUGUGUAUGCGUCGUGCGGUACGGUAAAUGGGGGGCUCGCCAUUCAUCUCUGCUCACCAUAUCAUCGAGUGUGGGAACAAUGUCGAAUAUUGGGGGAUUUCGAGCCCGCCUGAAACAGUGGAGGGCAGCACCGAGUUGCUGUGGGUGUGCUGGGUGUGCCUGGCUUGGAUGAGAGGCAUCAGGGCUGGCCAAGAAAAAUCUAGACCUGAAAGACUGGCCGAAGCUUUGGAGCGCGGUCUGAGCCCCGGGGUAGCUACUAGCCGCCUGCUGUUGUUGUUUCGCUUGUGGGCCCUGACCGGCCCUCCUUUCAGACUUUCAGUCCUUCACAGUUUGUAACCCUUGCAC